Molecule: messenger RNA, 2018 nt
Organism: Lacerta agilis (Sand lizard)
Lineage: Eukaryota; Metazoa; Chordata; Lepidosauria; Squamata; Lacertidae
Gene: FBXL7
Product: F-box and leucine rich repeat protein 7
Exons: 4
Coding region: 488-1963 (491 amino acids)
Biological process (GO): SCF-dependent proteasomal ubiquitin-dependent protein catabolic process
Cellular component (GO): SCF ubiquitin ligase complex
Molecular function (GO): protein binding
Source: RefSeq, a predicted model, not a curated record
UCCUGGCUGGAGCGCUUGCAAAGGGCUCUGCCACUCCCCGGCCAGCUCUGCAGGAAGGAGCGCGUCUCGGUCUCUCUCCUUGCUUUGGGCUUGACAAUCUCACCUUCCCUGCGCUCUGAUCGACUGGUGGAUUACAUCUGGAGCUACUGCCCCUUACUUCCUCGGUGCCCCCUCCUCUUUCCUUGGGGAGGCUGGUUUUUAUUUUAUUUUAACCCACUCCUCUCUCUUUUUGGAGGAGUCUUAAGUUUCUUUCAAUCGUCGCAAAAGGCUGAAGGGCGGCGGAGGGGAGAAACCAACUGGAGAGGAAAGGCUAGAAAAAGUCCCCUGCGCUCCGCCGCGCCUCUUCUCGCGGUGGCCUUUUAAAAACAACCAGCGCCGCAUCUUCUCUUUGUCUCCUUCCUCCCCAGCCCAAACAUUUAUCUGUGGUUCGACAUGGUGGGUGUAGCGGGGAGGAGGAGGACGAGGACGAGAGUAUGAAGGCGGCAGGAUGGGAGCGAACAAUGGCAAGCAGUACGGCAGUGAUGGUAAAGGCAGCUCAAGCCUCUCAUCCGACGUGAGUUCAAGUACAGAUCAUACUCCAACCAAAACUCAAAAGAAUGCCGCCACCAGUGAAGAUUCGGACCUGAGCAUGCGGACUCUCAGCACGCCAAGCCCAGCUCUAAUAUGUCCGCCAAAUUCGCACAUUUUGCAGAAUGGCCGAGGAUCUUCCACAUCAUCCUCUUCAAUUACCGGGGAGACCAUCGCAAUGGUUCACUCGCCUCCUCCAACCCGCCUCACCCAUCCUCUCAUCCGGUCUGCCUCCCGACUUCAGAAGGAACGGGCUAACAUCGACCGGCUGCCGGACCAGUCAGUGAUCCAGAUAUUCUCUUUCCUGCCUACCAACCAGCUGUGCCGCUGCGCCCGUGUGUGUCGCCGCUGGUAUAAUCUUGCUUGGGACCCCCAUCUCUGGAGGACUAUUCGCUUGACGGGCGAGACAAUCAACGUGGACAGAGCCCUGAAGGUGCUGACUCGGCGACUUUGCCAGGACACACCCAACGUCUGUCUCAUGUUGGAGACGGUAAUUGUUAGUGGCUGCAGGCGGCUCACAGACAGAGGACUCUAUACUAUUGCUCAGUGCUGCCCUGAACUGAGGCAGUUAGAGGUGUCGGGUUGCUACAAUAUUUCCAACGAGGCGGUCUUUGAUGUGGUGUCGCUGUGUCCCAACCUGGAGCACUUGGAUGUGUCAGGUUGUUCCAAAGUUACGUGCAUCAGUCUAACCCGUGAAGCUUCCAUCAAGUUGUCUCCUUUACAUGGAAAACAGAUCUCUAUCCGUUACCUAGACAUGACGGACUGCUUUGUCCUUGAAGAUGAAGGACUACACACCAUCGCUGCCCACUGCACUCAGCUGACACACCUCUACCUGCGGCGCUGCAUCCGCAUCACCGACGAAGGCCUCCGUUACCUGAUGAUUUACUGCACGUCCAUCAGGGAGCUGAGCGUGAGCGACUGCCGCUUUGUCAGCGAUUUCGGCAUGCGCGAGAUCGCCAAGCUGGAGCUGCGCCUGCGGUACCUCAGCAUCGCCCACUGCACCCGCAUCACCGACGUCGGCAUCCGCUACAUCGCCAAGUACUGCAGCAAGUUGCGAUACCUCAACGCACGGGGCUGUGAGGGCAUCACGGACCACGGAGUGGAGUACCUUGCCAAAAAUUGCACAAAACUCAAGUCGCUAGACAUUGGGAAAUGCCCUCUGGUCUCCGACGCCGGCUUGGAGUUCCUGGCUCUGAACUGCUUCAAUUUGAAGAGGCUGAGCCUGAAGUCAUGCGAGAGCAUCACCGGACAAGGCCUGCAGAUUGUGGCGGCCAACUGCUUUGAUUUGCAGAUGAUGAACGUGCAGGAUUGCGAGAUCUCGGUGGAAGCUUUGCGGUUUGUCAAACGUCACUGCAAGCGCUGCAUUAUAGAGCACACCAACCCUGCCUUUUUCUGAAGUGACAGGUCUCACUUGUUGAGGAAAGCAAAGUAUAAAAAAAUGUCUGUAUGUA